Messenger RNA from Haliotis rufescens (red abalone), 522 nucleotides. RefSeq lists its product as uncharacterized. The coding region runs from base 55 to 522 and encodes 155 amino acids. Lineage: Eukaryota; Metazoa; Mollusca; Gastropoda; Lepetellida; Haliotidae. The transcript is spliced from 5 exons. The record is from RefSeq and is a predicted model, not a curated record.
GAUACACCGAUACCUGAUAAGUUAUGUCCAUUUCAGUGGAGGUCAAUACUCGGCAUGCACCCUCCCACGGGUAUUCUGGCAGUACUAAUACUGGGUGCCCUGCGUGCUGGGGUUGUUGCUGACGACGACGAUGACGACUCGGGCGUAACGUCGGCACUAGCUGCUGCUUUCAUAAGAGUGAAGACGAGGGAGAUUGAGCGGCUCUUGCAUACAUCCUGGUGUGUGGUGUCCGACCCAAGCUGUACGGGUGGAGUACCGAGAGACGCGAGGUCCUCCUCCGCCCCUGGGAGUACCGGCCAUGGCACCAACAUGGAGACGGCCAUUAACAGUUUCAGCAGGUGUAUAUGUGCAGCGUCCAGACUUGGCGACGUGUGUAACCUCAACAUCUCCAUCUACCCCGACAGCGUUGACAACUUUGCAAUACACAGCAGCUUCUCUGUGGUUUUCCACUGGCUCGGCGUCGUUAAAGGUAACACCCAUGAUCUGACAGCGGGAAACACACCAUGCAUGUCUAUUGGGUAA